AUGUUUAAAGUGGUGAGGUUUGCACGAAAACAUGGUACACUGAGAGCAGAUAUCUCAGGUUAGUAUUACAGUAUUACUGUAAAAGAAUAGUUAUAAACUUUAACAUGCAUCUGAUCUGUACCAUAAUGGAAACCAUCAGAGGACAUCUGGCAACCUGUCUUGCUACAAUGUACAGAAUAAAGUCACCAUAAUUAUUAUGGUGACUUUAUUGCCAAUGAGCAGCCUCGCGAGGCCGCGAGGAGGCAGCUAAUAGAGCCGUGCGCGAUUGUUCCAGGGACAGAAAAAAUCUCGAAUUGAUGUAACAUAGAGUAAUGUAAGGCAACCAUGACGUAAUGCAGGACAGAGAAUGCAUUGCUUUCGAGCGAACACGUGAUACAGAUCAGAGAAUCCACGAGCCGUGUGUGUGUUUGUGAGUCCCGUGCUCAUCCCGUCUUCAACCAAUCGUCGGGUGGAUCAUUUUCAUCCUAUGCGAUAUCUGUCGCAUUGGGCGAUUCCAGAAAAUAUCCAUACCAUACCACGGACGGCUUUUAGGAUUUCCGAAGGGGAGGGGGGGUUCACGAUUAUGGAAUUCUGAGGGCAUGGGGGGUAUUUACGAUUGGAAAUCCGAAGGCAUGGGGUAACUCCACAGGUGGGAUUUCUGGAGUAGAAAGUGUAGAGUGAGUUCCUUGAAAACGCUAUUGUUGUGGACUUGUGUAGUUCGUAAAUAAACCACGAACGUAUGACCGCGGAAGCAAAAGACAAGCAUCGAUAGAUCAGACACGUGUUUACACUCAUAACUUAUAGAAGUGAACAGUAAAAUGUGGGUUUCACAUUAACCUUGAUGAAUUUCUUGUCACAUGAAAAAAAAAAUGGAAUAUGUAUCUUACUGCUUGCAAGUUUCUUGUUACUCCCAUCCGAUGAACAGUGAAAAAACUCUCACCAGUCCCUGGCUUCCAAGGAACGCCUGUCAGAUUAGAACACUUUUCGUGCACACUACAUGACCUAUAAAAGGACGCAACACGCCUCGACGGUAUAUUUGACCACCGAAAGAUUUUAACAGUCUGAAUUUGAGCUAUUUUGCUUUGUAAACGUCAAAACAGCACAAGAAAACAAAGAGGAGUAAAAUUGCCGUUAGUGGUGUUUAUUUUUAUUGCCAAAUUCGGACCUAAAAAGGAGUUUGCACAGCCUGUCUACUAGCGGUAGGUUAGAGUCUGAAAGCUUGUCGCCUGGCGCCGCUAGAUCACAGCCUUGAGGAGGCAUAAAUUCAUGUUCGUUUGUUCAUAUAGGCGUUGCAAAUGCGUUGAAAACGUACUUCCAAAAAAACGGAAAUUCUGAAGGGGAGGGGGGGUUCACGAUUAUGGAAUUCUGAGGGCAUGGGGGGGUAACGCAUUUUGGAAUUUCCGAAGGUACGGGGGGGAUAAAACAUGGAAGCCGUCCGUGGUUGGGUAUGGAUAUUUUCUGGAAUUGCCCAUUUACCCACUGGAAUUGUUUUAUUGCAUGCCACUAAGAAAAAUAAUAACGCUGCAAAAUUUUUUGCGUCUUUGAAGCAAAAUAAUUCUGAAGGCUUCAUUGGCACACCAUAAAUUUUGUUAGCUUUAAAAAGAGACCAAAAUUAAUAUAAGUCUGUACCUUGAAUAUUCGCAGACUUUUAUAUGAUUUUUUGAGGAUUUUAAGUUUACUUAUAAUACCACUAAAUUUUACGCAAAAUGACUUGUCUGCAACUUCGGACAAAAACACGAACUUCAAUAUCUCGAGAAAUUUGCUGCGUAAAGGCGGGAUUUCAAAUUCUUUAUAUAGUAGAACAGUUUAGUUCACCAUUUUCAAAAUACAAAUUAAAGCAACGGGCACACAUACACCAAACCUGUGAUCAGCCUUCCCCGCACAUUUUGUGGUAGAGCUGCAGUGUGGUUCCCAGCCAACAGCUCUCACAUGUGUUGUGUGGAACUGGCACUUACACUGUAAAGGACUCGCCUCUGCAGUAAAGGGUCUUUGUACACACGUUUUCCCGGUCACUGGCCAAUGGCCAUGCCAUGCUGUUGAGCCCCAGUAUGGGCAAAACCGCUGCGCAUGGCUGCCUGCCAGCAUGAUAUGGCUGUGCGCAUGCAUGAGGUAACGGCUAGGCCGUGGGUUGGCGUAUGUGUGCCCCUUGCUUUGAUUUACUGGUGAUUUGUGAUCCACCUUCCCCAUGCAUGUCGUGGAGGAACUGCUGUGCAGUUCCCAGCCAACAGCUCCCUCAUGUGUUGUGUAGAGCUGGCACUUGAUUGACUGCUUUUCAGCAGUAAGGGGUUUUUGAGACGCAGGUUUUCCCCUUUCUUUAACCAAAUGGCUGUGCCACGCUGGUGGGCCCCAAUAAGGGCGAAAAAGCUGUCUGUGGCUGCCACUGCCCCGGAAAUCUUUGCUUGUUGGCACUUAGCGAUAGCUAUAACUAGUAAUUAAAUAUAUAAAUCAUUGGAGAAACUGCAUGAUGAGUAAUUGAUUGCCCUGGGCUGUUUUGUUUUAAAGUUAAAGGUUUGAUGAAUGCUGAAAUAAGUAACCAGCAGACUGAACCUAUUUUCAGGGCCUUUUCUAUUAAAAUUAAACCUACCCUCCCCUAGGACAACAUUAACACUUACUUUCACUAAAGGGCAAAAUGUUGGCUUAGUGCAGGAGGGGUAGGUGAGCAGUUCUGGCCCAGAAACAUAGUGAUCCAAACUUCCUUGUGCAUUGUGUUGGAUAAUAAGUUUCUUACAUGUACACUGUAUGUAAACUGUUUCAUUUUGUCCUUUGCAUCUAACAGAUAAGAAUUGGUUCCUACAUGUACGUGGUUGGAGUUGUAUGGCACUGGAUGCAGACAGAUGUACAUGUACGUGUAUCUUAGGUUAGUGUUACAGAGAGUCUUAUCCAUCUGAGAAAGUUUGGUUAUCACGUGACCAAACACCAACAGCCCAACCAUCCAUCUCACACUUUCUAGCUAAUUUGGGAGCCCAGGUGCAACCUGAUAUUGCACAUCCAUGUUGUGAUAAAUUGACAGCUAUCAAAACAGGGUUUCCGGUGACCAGUAUCACCUGACCGUAUUGACCCAUCAAGGUUGUCAGUAUUUUUUUGAAGCUAUCUGCUGACAAGUUACUAUUGUUUUCAAAUGUUGGCAGGAUCAAGUUCAAAUUUUUUGAAAUGCGUUGUAUUAUUUUUAGCCACACUAAAAAUACCAAAAUUUUGAUUUCAACAGGGUGUGGCAGAUUGUUAGAUGCAUGUUUAUGAGUGGCUCCAACAAUAGAGAGGCAGCUGUAUUAAAGGACGUCAUUACCACAGGAACGAGAUGACAAGUCACUAGGUUGGUUUGUAAACCUUCAUUUGUAAUACUACUAGCAUAGCAAAAUAGAAUGUUACUAGUAAAUUGGGUGGCAUUUUGAUAAGGGACCUCUCCCAUUUAAAUUGGGCAUCUCUGAUCAUAAUAUGUAGUCACUUCUGUUAGGGUAUUAAGGUCUAUAAAUAUUAAAUUAUUGUCAGUGUCUGAAUGUUAUGUGUUUAUCCUUAUUGAAUGACAUUAUUAUUAUUAUUAUUAUUAUUAUUAUUAUUAUUAUUAUUGAUACAAAUAUAAGACAUAGUAGUAGCUCUGUUUUAUAAGUAUUGGUUCUUAAUUGAACUCAUAAAUAGAAUAUAUUAUACCGUGGAACCUCUUCUUUAAGACACCUCUCUUCAAGGGACACCUCCAUCCAGGGAACGCAAAAUUUGGCCCCGACAAAUAUUCACAUAAUCUUUUUAUCUGUUAGCUCUGUUGAAGGGACACCUCUAUUCAGGGGAAAGGGACACUUUUUCUUAGUCCUGAAUCCCAGGUUUUACCUCCAUUCAGGGGACACCUUAGUACUCAGAAUGUGACUGACCACAAAGAGGGUGGAUAAGUUAAAGUGUACCAUGAUCACAAUGAUUGCAGCUUUCACAACAUGAACAAUAAUAAUCUCACUUAAAUUAAAAUUGAUGUACUGCACUAAUUGUAGGAACAACAAUGCAACAAUUUCUCGGAGAAACGUUACAUGUGUAACUGCGUUGAUAACUGCAGCAGGUUCUAGAACUUAAAUAAAUCCUUUGUUGGUCAAUUUUUGGGACAUUCCCGACACUUUUCUCAGUUCUGAGGGUGUCCCCUGAACAGAGGUUCCACUGUAAGUAAUGUUUCAAUAAGCACCAACAACCAACGAAUGCAUUUUAGUGCUUUAAAAUUUCAAGAUUUUCUGGGGAAGCAUGUCCCAAGAAGAAGACCACCCUAGAAAAGAGGGACUUAUAGGCUCCUUGUUGAUACGGUUUUAUACAGUCUCUAUUUUAACCAGCUGGCUACUUGAGACCGCUGACUUUAUAUAGUUUUAUCCUGUUGCUCAUGUACAUUUGUGAUUUUUUUCUUCCAGGUCAGAUGCAGAUGCCACAAACAGACUGGAUCAAGUCUUAG
This is a messenger RNA of Porites lobata, 4396 nucleotides long. NCBI's taxonomy places the organism in Eukaryota, Metazoa, Cnidaria, Anthozoa, Scleractinia, Poritidae. The record is from the annotation of a GenBank genome assembly.